This is a messenger RNA of Anastrepha obliqua, 2369 nucleotides long. Its product is annotated as epidermal growth factor receptor kinase substrate 8. The transcript has 7 exons. The coding region runs from base 98 to 2203 and encodes 701 amino acids. The record is from RefSeq and is a predicted model, not a curated record. NCBI's taxonomy places the organism in Eukaryota, Metazoa, Arthropoda, Insecta, Diptera, Tephritidae. Gene Ontology annotation, biological process: Rho protein signal transduction; regulation of Rho protein signal transduction. Gene Ontology annotation, cellular component: plasma membrane. Gene Ontology annotation, molecular function: actin binding.
UUCCCUUUCAAAGAGUUACAAGUAAUUUAUGCAUCGUUCGCCUUAGGGGUUUUAAGCAAGUGAUUUAACCACCGCAAUUAGCCACUUACAACCUACCAUGAUGGUGUCGACAAAUAUUGACCAGAAAAGGGAUCCAUCUAGCAAUGUAACUAAUGGAGAUACCAAGCCAACUUAUGCUUUGGAACACUUGGCCACGUUUAAAGUUCAACACGAAUCUGACGUACGAAAACCAAAGGAAAAGCUAAAUGUACUAAAGGAUUUGGACAUAUCAGGAGCAAUUUGGCCACAAAAAAUGUAUAUGUCCUUUAGUGGGCAAUGGUUGGUAAUUUUGGAUAGCGAAAUGAAAGAAAUAGAAAAUUUCCCCGGUUCUCUAAUAAAGGAACCGAUGGCAUUUAUCAGCGAGGAUCCUUUGGAGAUCUUCAAUAAUAUUUUAGUUUUCACGGUACCAGGCGUAUCAUUGGGAACAACAGAAAUGCACUUUUUCCAGGCAACGAAUGUAUCUGCUAUACAUAUGGUUGAAGAUUUAAAACAAUUGAGUUCCGGUAAAGUAGUGACAAUUGAUCGAAACUUAACACCCAUCCAAGUACCGAAGCCGGAAAAGACUCCUCAGAAUGCUCGCGAUCAGUAUGGGAUUGCAAUAGCUGCCGCCGAAGUAGCUGCCGAGAAAAAUGCUCAUGACGCCGAGCAAAAUUUGCGGGACACCCAAGUAUUAAAUCAUUGUUUUGAAGAUAUCGAGCGCUUUGUUGCACGUCUAAAAUAUGCUGCAGAGGCUCUACUAGAAUUAGAAUUACGACAUGAAGAGCACAACCCUCAUGGUGAGGGGCUGUUGAUAUUACGGUCGCGGCCUCCAAUUGAAAGCGAGUUUCUUGAUAUCAUUGCUAAACUAAAAUUGGCUCUAAAUUUUGUAGUAAAGCUCAAUAAUCAUUUUUCCAAUGGGACGGAACCUAUUUCUGACCUCUUCAUCUCGUUGCACACGAUUGUCAAUGUUUGUAAUGAUGUACAUGUUGGUGCUAAAAUACCAGAAAAUGUGGUUAACCCACUACUACGUCGUGAAACUAUACAAUUUUUAUCUAAUUGUUUGAAUGCUGCUGAUAUUGAUUUUUGGAGGUCCCUGGGAAAGAAUUGGACUAUGGCGAAGGAGCACUUUAAAGAUCAUAGAGGAUCAUAUCAUCCGAUUUUUUAUGAUGACUGGUCUCCUGACUGGGUGGUUGACGACGAGGUUUCCUAUAUACCACUUCCUAAACCGGAUUCACCAAUAACACCACGAAUUUUAGCAAGUAAUGCCGUUUGGUUGUCCCGCUUACAAUCAAGGAAUGUGAAAAUAGCCGAAGUUGUUUAUAAUAACAAAGCAAAUAAUGAUAGAGAACUUAACGUGGUUAAGGGAGAAUAUCUUGAGGUUAUCAAUGAUUCCCGCAACUGGUGGAAAGUCAGGAAUUCCGCGGGAAAUGUCGGUUAUGCUCCCCACACUGUUCUUAAGGCGCAUAACUUUGAAGUGCAGCCCAACUAUUCCACGAAAGAUACAGAUUCCGUCACAUCAUCUAUUUUGGACAAUGAAACAGCCAAUUUAAAUCAAAACAACAACCAGUUUGUAGAUGCAACAGAACGUGAAACAGUACAAUCAAAAAAUGCAGGGAAGUCAAUGCCACGAUCUUACAGCAUGCCGAACGUGCCCGUACCUCCGCCUAUGCCUCCCACCGAGGAUAGUGAACCCCCAACACCAAGUGGUACUCUAAAACGUAAUACGGCUUCAGCUGGCACUCUAGCAGCAAUGCGUGCUCGCGAAGAAAAUGAGACGAAUGAUGAAUUAUUAAUGUUACAAGGCACAAUAAAUGAGGAAUUGAAAGCAACUCUAUAUCAACGGGAACGACGCAGAGAUCUAGAAAUAUUAACAACUCCAAAUGUUCACAUCAAUCAGUAUUCAUCACCUCAAGAAGUGAAGGAGUGGUUGCAUGCAAAAGGGUUUCCCGCCGUUAUAAUAAACAAGCUCUGCAAACUAAAUGGAGAGGAACUGUUUGCGCUUUCGCCGCAUGUUAUCGAAGGCUAUUUUGGGCAGAAGGAGAGUCGACGCUUAAUUUCGCAGAUAGUCCUACAGAAGAAUAUAUGCGAAUACAAAACGAUUCGUUCUUCAGAAUUAUCUGCCAAACUUGCAAAAGCACGCCAAAAAGCGGACCAGCAAGACAACGAUCUAAAUGAAAUAUUUUAGAUAGAAGUAUAAAGCUUUGUGGGCUACUCGUUCGACAUCCACGUAUUUUAUGUUAUACUUAUAAGUAUACGUUUGUCUUUAUGUAUGUGCAAAUAUUUUGUUCCGCUACAUCUUUCAAUCUGCAAUCAUGAACUCUAUUUAACUUGCUUUAUCUUUAUAAACGUGC